CCGAGGCCCCCCCUGAGCCCCCCCCCCAAGGCCAGCACCAUGUCGGGUGAGGAGGAGUUCUACCUGUUCAAGAACGGGUCCCUCGGUGGCCCCUGGGACGGUCCCCAGUACCACAUCGCCCCACCAUGGGCCUUCUACCUGCAGACGGCCUUCAUGGGCUUCGCGUUCCUGGUGGGCACCCCCCUGAACGCCAUCGUGCUGGUGGUCACCAUCAAGUACAAGAAGCUGAGGCAGCCCCUCAACUACAUCCUGGUGAACAUCUCCUUCUGCGGGUUCCUCGCCUGCAUCUUCUGCAUCUUCACCGUCUUCGUCUCCAGCUCGCAGGGCUAUUUCGUCUUCGGCAAGCAUGUGUGUGCCUUUGAGGGCUUCAUGGGGGCCACCGCAGGGCUGGUCACGGGCUGGUCUUUGGCCUUCCUGGCCUUUGAGCGCUACAUGGUCAUCUGCAAGCCCCUGGGCAACUUCCGCUUCACCUCCAAGCACGCGCUGGUGGUCGUGGUGGCCACGUGGGUCAUCGGCAUCGGCGUCGCCAUCCCCCCCUUCUUCGGGUGGAGCAGGUACGUGCCCGAGGGGCUGCAGUGCUCCUGUGGCCCCGACUGGUACACGGUGGGCACCAAGUACCGCAGCGAGUACUACACGUGGUUCCUCUUCAUCUUCUGCUUCAUCGUGCCCCUGUCCCUCAUCAUCUUCUCCUACUCGCAGCUGCUGAGCGCCCUGCGCGCCGUGGCGGCGCAGCAGCAGGAGUCGGCCACGACGCAGAAGGCGGAGCGGGAGGUGUCGCGCAUGGUGGUGGUGAUGGUGGGGUCCUUCUGCCUCUGCUACGUGCCCUACGCGGCCCUGGCCAUGUACAUGGUGAACAACCGCGACCACGGCAUCGACCUGCGCCUGGUCACCAUCCCCGCCUUCUUCUCCAAGAGCUCCUGCAUCUACAACCCCAUCAUCUACUGCUUCAUGAACAAACAGUUCCGCGGCUGCAUCAUGGAGAUGGUCUGUGGGAAGCCCAUGACGGACGAGUCGGACGUGUCCAGCUCUGCCCAGAGGACCGAGGUCUCCUCCGUGUCCUCCAGCCAGGUCGGCCCCAGCUGAGGAGCCACCAGCCACGGCCCCCCCCUCGCUGUGGGGCUGGGGCCACCCCACGGCCGGCCUAGAUGUAGGUGCUGGUGGGACAAUAAACCACCACCAUGGUCCCAAA
This is a messenger RNA of Strigops habroptila (Kakapo), 1189 nucleotides long. RefSeq names its product opsin 1, short wave sensitive (gene OPN1SW). The record is from RefSeq and is a predicted model, not a curated record. Bases 40 to 1083 code for a protein of 347 amino acids. NCBI's taxonomy places the organism in Eukaryota, Metazoa, Chordata, Aves, Psittaciformes, Psittacidae. The transcript is spliced from 5 exons. Gene Ontology annotation, cellular component: photoreceptor outer segment; membrane. Gene Ontology annotation, molecular function: G protein-coupled receptor activity. Gene Ontology annotation, biological process: G protein-coupled receptor signaling pathway; visual perception; phototransduction.